GGAAGGGAGCACAGUUCAGUAAUCGAACGGGACCCAGGAGAGCAGCGGCGGCAGUGUCCAGGUUCCAGGAUCCCGCACCUCGCAGCGGUAAGACAACAGACGCUGAGCACCAUGUUCACAGAGGUGCUGCUUGGUCUAGUGAUCGGAGGACUUAUCUUCUUCCUGGUUCAGAGGAGCAGGAACCAGGUUCUGAAGAUAGAGGAUGGCUGGUGGGGGGCUGGAGCACCUCCUGAUGGCGAGGAGGACGUCACCAUUCGACCAUUUAGAGUCACCACCAGUGAUGAAGAGCUGAAGGACCUGUACAGCCGGAUAGACCAGACGCGUCCUGUUGCCUCAUUGGAGGACAGCCAGUUUAAUUAUGGCUUCAACUCCCACUAUCUGCUGAAGGUGGUCUCUUACUGGAGAAAUGACUUUGAUUGGGGGAGACAAGUUGACAAACUCAACCAGUACCCCCACUUUAAAACCAAAAUCGAAGGCAUUGAUAUCCACUACCUGCAUGUGAAGCCCAAGAAGGUGCCAGAUGGAACUACUGCUAUUCCUCUGAUAAUGGUCCACGGCUGGCCUGGCUCCUUCUAUGAGUUCUAUGGGUUGAUCCCUCUGCUGACAGAACCAUCAGAUCCAGACGACCUCGUGUUUGAGGUGGUGUGUCCCUCCAUACCAGGGUACGGCUUCUCUGAAGCACCAAAUAAGAAAGGCUUUGAUUCGGUUUGUGCGGCAAACAUCUUCCACAAACUUAUGAAGCGUCUGGGCUUCCAGCAGUUCUACGCUCACGGAGGAGACUGGGGAUGGCUGGUCACCACCAACAUGGCUCAGCUGGAACCCAAGUCAGUCAAAGGCUUGCAUGUGAACUUUGCCCCACCCUCUAAGCCCGGUCUGCCCAUGACUUUAUCCAUCCUGCUUGGCCGUCGCUUCCCUAAGCUCUUCGGCUUCACUGACGUGGAUAUUCAGCGUCUCUACCCUUGCAUGGAAAAACUGGUGGUGGAGUCCAUCAAAGAGUCCGGCUACAUGCACAUUCAGGCCACCAAGCCUGACACUGUGGGUCGAGGACUGAAUGACUCUCCAGUGGGUCUGGCUGCCUACAUCCUGGAGAAGUUCUCCACAUGGACGGACCGUGACUUCAGGAACCUGGAGGAUGGAGGACUCACCAGGAAGUUCUCUCUGGACGACCUGCUGACUAAUGUUAUGAUCUACUGGGUGUCUGGAUGCAUCAUCUCAUCCAUGAGGUUCUACAAGGAAAACUUUGGCAAAGGCCUGGACCAGCCCCACUCUAAGAUCCCGGUUUAUGUUCCCACCGGGUUCGCGUGCUUCCCCAACGAGCUGAUGCACACGCCCAAACUGUGGGUCACACAGAAAUACCGUAAACUCGUCACCUACACUCCCAUGGUCCGCGGCGGCCAUUUUGCUGCCAUGGAAGAGCCCCAGCUGAUGGCCGAGGACAUCCAGAAGUUCACCAAGACAGUGGAGAAGAAAAAGCAGUAGUUGACAGUGAACUGAUGAACAGGUGAAUGAACUAAAAGUAGAGAAUGAAAGUGCCGAUCAGCAGAGAAGUGUGGUGAGCAGUGACAAGACACUUUUAAUGUGUUACCAGGUCAAAAGAGUUAAGAGCUGCCGUGCUUCAUUAGUAUCUAACAAAUCCAUAGCUUCAUGUGUCAGUGUAGUUUAAAGUCAGGAACUGGACACCAGCGUCAGUGUCUCUGACUCACAACAAGCCUUGUAGUCUUGAGAACAGUUUGCUAAGCAGCUGCAGAUGGGAGGUCAGGGGGCACUUGGUGUUGUAGUGUUGACAGCAUUCCUCUAACUACUAACAUAAAACAUUUACUUUACUAAAGCCACAACCAUGAUGCUACAUGAUUUGCCUCAAACCUUCAAAUUAUGCUUGAUUUUUUAAAUUUAAUUUGCUAGUGUUUGUAACAUGCAUGUCUCAUUGAUUGACUAUGAUUUGCUAAACUUCAACCUCAAGACUAGAAGCUUCUUCUAAAGGUUUUUUAUAUUCACUGCUUUGAUAUAUUAAGAAGAGUGAAAAUAUAUUUUCAGAUUAUCUGUAUUCAGAAUAUACAUACUAUGUAAAUGAUUGGAAAUUAACUCAUUAGAGAUGUUUUUCUUUUCCAACUUCUUCAAUAGUAUUUCCAUUCACAGUUAUGUUAAAAUCAGACCUUUCCCUUUUUAGACUUUGUCAUUUAAAAUGAAUUGCAGUGUCUGCUACCAUUUCAAGAUGAGCAGAAUGACAUGUUGUAUCUCUGAUCAUGACGUUUUAUUUUUGACCAGAUAAAGCUGAGUACUGAAUA
This is a messenger RNA of Seriola dumerili (greater amberjack), 2285 nucleotides long. It is a transcript of the gene ephx1, whose product is annotated as epoxide hydrolase 1. Gene Ontology annotation, molecular function: epoxide hydrolase activity. Gene Ontology annotation, biological process: epoxide metabolic process. The record is from RefSeq and is a predicted model, not a curated record. The transcript has 9 exons. NCBI's taxonomy places the organism in Eukaryota, Metazoa, Chordata, Actinopteri, Carangiformes, Carangidae. The coding region runs from base 112 to 1479 and encodes 455 amino acids.